Chanos chanos (milkfish) is the source of this 1623-nucleotide messenger RNA. Its product is annotated as E3 ubiquitin-protein ligase TRIM39-like. The record is from RefSeq and is a predicted model, not a curated record. Gene Ontology annotation, molecular function: zinc ion binding; protein binding. Lineage: Eukaryota; Metazoa; Chordata; Actinopteri; Gonorynchiformes; Chanidae. The transcript is spliced from 6 exons. The coding region runs from base 1 to 1623 and encodes 540 amino acids.
AUGGCCAGUCUUCUGUCAGAGGAGCAGUUUCAGUGUUGCAUCUGCCUGGACGUGUUUAACCAGCCUGUGUCCAUCCCCUGCGGACACAACUUCUGCCUGCCAUGCAUUCGUCGCUUCUGGGAGACCCAGAAACGCUGCGAGUGUCCGCUUUGCAAAGAGAGUUUCCCACGACAGCCGGACCUGCGGAUCAACCGUGGCCUGGCUGACAUCACGGAGCACUUUAAGAGGUCGUUGAAGGUCAAGGUCAGGCAAGGUCAGGGGGACGGGGAAGGCGCAGCCGUCAGAGCCUCGACGACGCGUGGGUCGUCGCCUGGGCGACAGGGUCGGCAGUGCGGGCUCCACCAGAGGCCACUGGAGCUGUUCUGCAGGAACGACAGAAAAGUGAUUUGCUCACGCUGUGCACAGACUGAACACAGAGGACACAACACAGUGCCUGCAGACAGAGAGAGCGCCAGGAUGAGGGCUGAGUUGAGUGAUACGAAAGCUGAGGUUGAGAGGAUGAUCCAGGAGAGACAGCAGAAGCUGGAGAGCACUGAGCACUCACUGCAGCUCAGCAAACUCAGCAAAGAGAGAGAAACUGAGAACGGUCAGCAGAUUUUCAUGGCUCUGCUGCGCUCUGUCGAGAGGCUUCAGGCAGAGCUGGUGGAGGAAAUGGAGGAGAAACAAAGGGAGGUGGAGAGGAGAGCUGGUCACCUCACUCAGGAGCUACGGCAAGAAAUCAAUGAGCUCGUCAAGAGACGCACUGAACUAGAGUGCCUUUCAAACAGCGAGGACCAAUACCAACUCUUCCAGAGUUUUUCAUCUCUGACCACACUUCCACACAUGAAAAACUGGUCUGAGAUCAGUGUUCCCUCAGAGCACAGACCAGCAUCCAUAAGGAGAGCUGUGUCUAAGCUACAGGAGAUUUUAAACAGCCAAGAGAAGACUUUGUGUGAAGAAGAGCUGAGACAUGCUCAACAACAUUCAGUCGACGUGACCCUUGACCCAGUCACUGCCUCGCCCUGGGUGAUCCUGUCUGCUGAUCUCAAGCAGGUGAGUCUGAGUUACCAGCCGCUCAGCCGCCCGCUCCCCGACGACCCGCGCAGGUUCGACUCCUGUGUCUGCGUUUUGGGACGAGAGGCCUUCUCUUCGGGGAGGCGCUACUGGGUCGUACAGGUUGGCGACAAGACGGACUGGGACCUGGGCGUGGCCAGAGAGUCCAUCAACCGGAAGGGCGGCAUCACAGUCCGUCCCGACCAGGGGUUCUGGGCGGUGUGUCGACGGAAAGGGGCCAGCCUCAACGCAUGUGCUGGACCCUCUGUGACCCUCUCCCUCCCGCACACACCCAGAAAGGUGGGGGUGUUCCUGGACUACGAGGGGGGCCUGGUGUCCUUCUAUGACGUGGAGAACAAAUCUCACAUCUACACGUUCAGCGGCUGCUCCUUCAACGAGACGGUCUACCCUUACUUUAACCCCUGUCUCCAUGACAACGGGAAGAAUACCGCCCCUCUGAUCAUCUGUGCGACGGGUAACCAGGCGGUCACGCCCACCGACCCGCAGCCACAGGGCCCAGUUGGCCAGUCGGGGCCCAUGAGGGGCCGUCCCUCAUACCAUCGACCUCUCACGCAUCAGACACAGUUCUAG